Oryzias latipes (Japanese medaka) is the source of this 6785-nucleotide messenger RNA. It is a transcript of the gene clmpb, whose product is annotated as CXADR like membrane protein b. The record is from RefSeq and is a predicted model, not a curated record. NCBI's taxonomy places the organism in Eukaryota, Metazoa, Chordata, Actinopteri, Beloniformes, Adrianichthyidae. Gene Ontology annotation, cellular component: cell surface; cytoplasmic microtubule; membrane.
UUUGUGCAGCGCAGGAGGAGAUGAAGAGAGGCUGUCGAGGAGGAGACAGAGGAGACCCAGAGACAACACGUCCCACGCCACAGCCAGACAGCCGGGGAACUUUGAAUUGACGCCAAGUCGCCCUGCGAUGAGAAGGAGCAUGAGGCGCAGCGGCCACCUUUGUUCCGCGUCUUCUCCUUCUCGGGAGGUUUAGAUGCGUCGGGCGUGCGCAACAUAUGAUGCCCUUGGACUCAUUCGCUGAAGAAAAAGAAGAAGAAGAGGAGGAAGAAGAAGAGGAGACGUUUUGCUGUCAUUUUUCUCGUCUUGAAUUCGCUGAUGGUGCCCGCGCUGAGGUCAGCUGAAUGAGUGUGAAGGCACUCUGAGCGCAUUGUUUCCAGCUCCGUUUCAUGUGGGAUUUCCAGCCGUCAUGUCUGCGCUAUUUGGCUCUUUGUUUCUGGUUCUAUCCAGUCUGCUGUCAGCGGAUGCUCAGACAGAGAUGAAGAAGGUUGUUGGGGACAAUGCCACGUUACCUUGCCACCACCAGUUCCCAUCGUCCAGUUCGCUUGACAUUGAGUGGUUGUUGCAGAAACCAAAUUCCAAACAGAAAGUGAUUAUUACCUUCUUCGGGGGGGAAGUGUACACAGAGGCCACAGGCAGUGAGGCCAACCGUCUGUCUUUUGCUGGGGAGUAUCUGGGUGGAGACGCCUCCCUGCUGAUCAGUGACCUGCUGUUGACCGACUCUGGGGAGUACUACUGUAAAGUCAAGACCGGUGGGAAGUACCACUGGAGCCAGGUCAACCUCAUUGUGCUUGUGAAGCCCUCCAAGCCGAGAUGCUGGAUGGAUGGCAAACUCCUGGAAGGAAGUGAUGUCAAGCUGGGCUGUGAAUCCAGUGACGGUUCAGACCCCAUUAGCUACAAGUGGGAGCGAGUGCUGGACAAAGGCAAAAGUCUGGGCAAGUUGCCAAACCUGGCACUGAUAGAUCUCAAAAAUCCAGAGAUAGUUACCCUGAGGAAUCUCACCAUGGACAGCACUGGCGUCUACAGGUGCACAGCCAGCAAUGACGUUGGGGAGGAAAACUGCACCAUCGAGGUCACAAUGCAGCAUGUGAAGGAUGUAGGGAUGGUAGCAGGUGCAGUGGUGGGGAUAUCCCUCGCUGUCCUUAUUGUCAUAAUAAUCAUCUGGCUCGUUUUCCGGAAGAAAGAAAAGAAGAAGUACGAGGAGGAGGAGACCCCCAAUGAGAUCAGGGAGGACGCCGAAGCCCCCAAGGCCAAGCUUGUAAAGCCGAACUCCCUGUCUUCAUCUCGAUCUGGUAGCUCACGUUCCGGUGCUUCCUCCACCCAGUCUAUGGUGCACAACAGUGCCCAGCGUGGUCACCGUCCUCGUCCACCCGCUGUUGCAGCUCUCAAGGAAAACGGGCAACCUCCAGGUUUCCCUCAGUCCCCUCCAGCCUACACUACAGUGGUGCCCCCCAAGACCCCUGAACCCCCUGCCACUCCCAAAUACAACUCCAGGAACAUGUCAGGGCCCACACCUCCAACCCUUAUGGUCCCUGCCCAGACCAAGGCAUUUCAGACUGUGUAGGACUGAAAGCCAAUUCUUUCCUACAGCCAUGGAAGAUUCCCAUCCCUACCCAAGGCCCAAAGCCCAUCCAAAGACUGAGACUCUUCCAUAACAAAGAAAUGCAACUAGUUAAAGUGAUGUAAUUUAACAAAUCAAAUACUUCAAGUCCAAAAGUACUUUUAAUGAAUGCAUACUUAAAAAAGGGGGAAAAAAACAUGCUUGUCCCUUACUGAUUUACAUAACACAACUCCACAAAAGAAUAGCAGAGACGCGAGAUGUAGCAGUGUCUGUGUCUCGUGGCAGAAAGCAGAACUUGUGUUCUGAGUUCUUUGGUUUGGCCAUGCGAGGCGCAGAGAAAGCACCGUGUGCAUUGAGGUGGAAGAUGCCCCCUAGUAGAGCUUUUAUUUAUUCAUCAAUUCAAAGCGGUAGGCAUGCAGUAGAGAGGAGUGAGACAAGAAGAGCAGUUGGGAAAAGGUAAUAAAGUAAAACCUGUAGUCAGUAGUCACACCUCUGUUCACCAUCGGUUCUCUAGAUGUAUGCAAGCAUGGUAGACAUGAAGGAGAUGAAAUUGACUGUGACUGCAACAUCCUUUUUUGUUUUUCUCUUAAUGAGACAACAGGCAGCAUGGGGUGGUUUUCUGAUCGUCCCUCUGCACCUCUGUUCGGCUGCUUGCAGCACUUGCUCCGAAACCACAAACCGCUUUCCCUCCCCGUGGGCUGGGUUGAUUGUGCCCAUCCAUGUGGACAGACAUAGUGUGUGGCAUGUGCAUCAUCUGCCUCAGCGCUCUGGGUCACUUGUGCUUUCAUACGGAACCCAGGAGAAACCCCAGGUUCUGUGAAUGACUCACCCAGAGCUCAGCUGCUCUACCAAACAGCAGGGGAAACUUCAGGUACGAGGAUGUAGCACUGACAGGGCUGUCAAAUGACUGAAACUGUUACCCUCCCACAUUCUGUCUACACCUACUGUCACCCUUGUCUGCUAUUAGUUAUCCUCCCUGAAUAUAAUACUAGUAUUUAUUAGGCCUAUAGCGAUAUAUGGAUUAGCAUCUAAUGGACCAGCUUGACUUUCUUUUCUUUUGCAAUCCUAAAUCUCUUCACCCUGUGCAGGGCAUAAAGGGUGACAAGCAGCCAUGUAUUCAAUCGUCCAUAUUAAGAAGUGCCACCAAUCCCAAAGUUGGGUUAUUGUUACUUUUUUAAUGCUUUUGUUUACCCACUACACUUCUGAACUGAAGCCAAAAUCUGUCACCAGGAAUGUGAGUUGUAAAAAAGUGGUGAAACCUUUUCUCUUUAGCCUCCUUUAAGGUAAAAAAAUUAAGCUAAGGUGCAAAGAAAUAACCUCUGCUUUACAACAUUAUGUCUAAAUGGAAUGGGCGUAGGAUGGCGGCUGAUAACAUUUUCUUCUUAAGGGUGUUUUGCAAUGUCAUUGUUGAAACUCUCCUUGUAUCCACAGCAGUGGUGUUGCACACAAUUGCCGUUCCAUGGAGUCACUUAUCCGGUCAAUAGUUGAGCUGUAUCGUCAGCCCGUUCCCUUUUAUCACACCUUUAAGCAGAUCCAAGCAGUUUGAUUGAAAGUAGCAGAGAAAAAGGCAAGUAGCCUUUCUAGUGUGCCUUUGCGAUUCCUCUUCCCUGUGAUGGUUUCUUUCUUUGUCCUUAUCUACAGCACACCAGUGGUUGUGUCAGAUGCAGUCAUGAGGGCCAGCAUCAAGGAUUACCAAUGCAACAUCACUACCUUGCCCUGGUAGAACAGAUUUAGCUAAAGAAGGACAAGAAAGAGUGAAUACUAAGUAAGAAAUCCCAUGGGACAAUGUACUGUACAUUCUGUAACCAAUCCUGUUUUAUAUUGUACAUACAGGUAGAUAUGCACAUGAUGUCAUUUAUUUCAACAGUAAGGGUAUCUGGGGGGGAUUUCCUCCUUCCAAAGGAGUCAUAUGAGAAACCCAAGGUGAAUUUAAACCCUGUGUGUUUUUUUUAAACACUUGUUCUGUUUGACAUGACAAUCCUCAUGUCAAAUGUGAAAUUUAUGAUUUUAUCUUGACUUGUGGUAAAAAUGUAGCAAGAAGAAAAAAAAUCAAAAUUUCUGAUCCUAGUCAAGAUAAAAUUAAUAUUUCUGUGUUCGGAUUCCUCUUGCUUGAAUCUGGUUGACUAACCUGUAUUCCCUCACAGACCUCUUUCAUUUAAUAACCCAUGGAGUUUUCAGGCAACACUGCUGUGCGUCAGGUUUUUUUCACGAAGAACAUUUUGGUCAGCAUUGAACAGCCUUCUAAUCUGAAAUCAGGUUAACGGGGUUCUCUGCAACAAAACAUUUUUUUUUACUCAAUACAGACGGGUAAGAAUUGAAAGAAAAGCUGGAUGCGCCUAGUGUGGGGGGCACGGUUCUUCUGAUUUGUCAACUUGAUUAAUCAAGAAUGUUUUUAUAUAAUUUCAUUUUAUCUUUCAAUGAAAUAUACUAUAAAUAGCCUCUGAAGAGGUGAGUAAAGUAUUCUGACCCUACUCAAACACUCUUCCUGUUGUUGUUUCCUCCUGCUCCUAUAGCAUCUGUAUGUAUCUUUUAGCCCAAUCAUUUACUGUUGCAGCCCAACAGCAAAGUAAGUUAUGAGCAUGUUCAGCACUUUAUUUAGCUCUUCCCUUUGGGGAUCAAGCAGGCGUUUGCUCACAGAAGCCCUAAUAAAGCUGCAGUGCCUGUCUGAAAAACACAUGUGGUUUGACUUCACACAUGGGAUUUCACGUGACUUAAAAGUAUGAGAAAGUUAUAUUUACAACAACAAAAAAAAGCCUUUUAUUAUUAACUCAAGACAGCAGUUCAUAUUUGACAAGGAAGGCUACUUUGUGUGUCGGGGUCAGGGGGUGCUUGUGUGUGCGUGCUUGCAUGCAUACAUGCUUGUGAUUGUGCAUGUGUGGGUGUUUGCAUGUAAAUUCAGUAUAAGCCCUCAGGCCACACCCACACAUUCUGAAGUUAGCCAUUCAUUGAGCAAGAAAGAUCCAGUCAAGCAAAGUAACCUCAAUCUAAAUUUAUAUGACUGCACACUGGCAGUGUUCAUUUUACCCUUUGCUAACUUUUAUAUGCCUGAUGGACUUAGCUUCACAGGGAGCAGUCAUCUUCUUGCUUGUGGGGGCGGUGUCCUGAGACAGAGAACGUUCAUAAUUCAUAACUAUUGUCAUAUCUGGAGGCCACUUGUACGCUUCUUCCCUGCUAUUGCUGUCUAUGGUUCUCUGUGUACAAGUGGCUUUUUUAGGCACACAAAAGAAUUAGGUAUAAAGUUGCGUUUAUUACAGAAUAACAAUUUUGUUGUGCGCAUAACUGAAAGUCCUACUCCAAUCAUCUUUUAAUCUAUUGUAAAAGUGUUCCCGGUGAUCUUUUAAUCAUGAUUAUGCCGUUUUUUUGCCCAGACUGAAGGACAGUUCCUACAAAGCAGCAGCAGUUCGUUUGAAAUUUGCCUCCAAGUUGUGGGCGGGACUGUUCGAUUAGAGUAACUAUGCCACAUUCCCGUCAGCCAUCUGUGUACUAUGUCUCCUGCUAGCUUACAGCCCCUCAAGACCCCAACCUAACAUUACCAGUGUAACAAAAAUGGAGAGCAUUAUUGGGGCUGUCCGGCUGUACAGUUUGGAGCCAGAUGUCGAUUCACAAAAAAAACAAAGAUAUACAUGGAAUAUAAUCAAACAAGUGGAGGCAUUAGAAUGGAGCAGAGGAGGGAGCUUGUGGCCUGCUGUUGUAGGUUCUACGUCCCGCUACGAGCCUUUUCCAAUGACGUUAUUUUAACCUGCUCCUGAUUCCCAGCGAUUUGAAUGAAGAAACACUCAGAAAUUCAAUUUUGAGCUUAAAUUUCUUUAUAGAUGUCCUCCAUCAUGAGAAAAUUGUUACAAGAACGUGUUAAAGAUAGGUUUCAUUAAUGGAGUGGAUCUUUACGCAACUGCAGCGACACAUGCAGAAAUCCCAAGAUUUUGGAAGAAAUCUUUUAUUCCUUUUAAUUCAAUUUGAUGAUCUAAUCCAAACAUGGAAUGAUUGGAAUUCACUGAUAGCGAACACAAAGGUGCAAACACAGACAAAUGUCUAUGGAUUUUAACAAUCUGGACAUCUAUCGUCAAAUGAUUUCUUUCUUCAUAAAAAUCUGCAUAAACUGGAUGGAUACUAAGCCAGGGCUGACGGCUCAAGCCAUUGAAAUUCCCUCCACCACAGAUGCAGAAAUAGUCGUGAUUGAGGUUGGCAUUUAAGUCUUCCAGCUGUAAAAUUCCACCAAGCUUUUCAAUUUGUUUUCCUGCAUCUGGGAGUCUCGGGUGGCAAAUUCCUUAGUUUAUGAGUUUUCACCUUUCACCCUGCUUUGUGGAUGUGACCAACUUGUUUUUUUUUCUCCUUUAUUCUUUCAAGAAAUUAAUUUUCAGGCACUUUGGUGUGUUCUGUGAAUAGAGGCGGAAAGAAGGUCUCACUACACCUCUUAGUGUCACAAGCACAUCCAACAUUCUUUAAAACACUCAUCCAUCGGUAAAAUAUACUGUCUUGUUAUCAGCACUCAAAGGUUCCGUAAAAUCAGUGGUGAGCCUUCGGUACAUGAUGUAGCCAAUAUAAUAGAGGUUUUAUUUCUGAUUAAAGAUCUAAGCAGGGCAAAUGUUAUUCAGCCUUGUGAGGAUAAGAGAAUGUGUUGGAAUAUUACUUUAGAUGGAAAUAUGGUUCAUUUAACCUCAAGAAGGUGGAGCAGGCAGAGGACGAGAGCAAAGUACCUGCAUGUCACAGAAGAUUGAGCUGAUGAACGGGAAUGCUUUGCUUUGAUGUAUCAUAACUGUAAUCGGCUAAAGAUAAAAAAUAACACAUAAAGAAAAUAAAAUGUAGAAUUGUAAAUAUAACCAUCAAAAGCUUUUAUUUUUAUUGUUUUGUUAUUUUCAUCUAUGUACUUUGUUCUGUUAAGUGUGCUAUGCCCAUUUCCGGCCUGCGUGGAUUAUGUGCGGCUGGCUGUUCCUCUUGACUGCGUUGUUUCGAUGUUGGGGAGGAGACUGGCUCAGCAUGGCUUUAUUAAAAGGGAAAUGUAAUACACUUUUGUUUACUAUACUCUCGUUUUUUUCUGACCAGGCUUCUCUUUGAUUUUGUAACAGUUAAUUAAAAAAAAAAGGAAAAAAAACUACAACUAUGUUUUUGUUUUGUUCGUUUGAUGAAUACAAUCCAUGUAAAUAUCACAAGCAAAAAAAAAAUGUAUAUUUUUACGACCUCUGAGUUAUUACUCUUUCAUUUGCAAAUAAAAUAUUCUAUAACAACUGAA